AUGCAAUCAACAACGCCCUCAUUUACACCUUUAUACCAAUUCCACUCACACUCUAUCCCAUCACCACCAAACAUCACCUUCUUCACCCCGGCCAACCACGCCGGCAUGUCCACUCUCCCAACCCCAACGCCGCCGCCAACCCUCUUCCAACCCCUCCGCAUGCGCAAUCUGACCCUGAAAAACCGCAUCAUCGUCGCCCCCAUGUGCAUGUACUCCUGCGCCUCCGACCCCAAGUCUCCCGCCCUGGGCGCCCUCACGGACUACCACGUCGCGCAUCUCGGACAUCUGGCCCUCAAGGGUGUCGGCAUGGUCAUCAUCGAAGCGACUGCCGUUCAACCAAACGUACGCAUCUCGCCGAACGAUUCGGGCCUGUGGCAGCCCGGGACGGACUCCGAUCAGUUCCGUGGGCUGAAUCGAGUAGUCGAUUUGGUGCACAGUCAGGGCGCCGCGGUGGCGGUGCAGUUAGCGCAUGCGGGUCGGAAAUUAAGUGUCGUUGUCCCGUGGCUGGCGAUGCAGGCUGGGAAGAGGACUCUGAGGGCCGACGCCGCGGGAACUGAGCACGGAAGAGGUGGAGGAGCGCGGCCCUGGCGCGAGUUUCUGAGACCCGUGACGAAUCGUCGGACGGAUCGAUAUGGCGGGAGCUUUGAGAAUCGGACGAGGAUUGUGCGCGAGGUGAUCCCCGAGGGGAUGCCGUUGAUGCUGCGGAUCAGUGCGACGGAGUGGUUGGAGCAUUUGCUGGGGGAUUCUUGGGACUUGACGUCCUCGAUCGAGCUGGCUAAGCUGCUUCCCGGGAUGGGAAUUGAUUUCCUGGACGUGAGCUCUGGUGGGAAUCAUCGCGACCAGAAGAUCGAUAUGCAUAAUGAUUAUCAGGUGGAGCUGUCGGGUCAUCUUCGACGGGCAAUCCGGGAUGCCGGCCAGGAUACGCUGGUCGGGACCGUGGGCUGGAUCACGCAGGCUGAGCAGGCGAGGGACAUCCUUCAGGGAGUGAAUCCUCUGGCGGACGCGGUGCUGAUGGGGCGAAGAAGCUGGAUGUCAAGAUAA
This is a messenger RNA of Aspergillus affinis, 1041 nucleotides long. RefSeq lists its product as uncharacterized. Bases 1 to 1041 code for a protein of 346 amino acids. Gene Ontology annotation, cellular component: intracellular anatomical structure. The record is from RefSeq and is a predicted model, not a curated record. Lineage: Eukaryota; Fungi; Ascomycota; Eurotiomycetes; Eurotiales; Aspergillaceae. Gene Ontology annotation, molecular function: NADP binding; FMN binding; NADPH dehydrogenase activity. The transcript is spliced from 2 exons.